Ornithodoros turicata is the source of this 1114-nucleotide messenger RNA. RefSeq names its product coiled-coil domain-containing protein 124-like. Gene Ontology annotation, molecular function: transcription coactivator activity. The coding region runs from base 435 to 1076 and encodes 213 amino acids. NCBI's taxonomy places the organism in Eukaryota, Metazoa, Arthropoda, Arachnida, Ixodida, Argasidae. Gene Ontology annotation, biological process: transcription by RNA polymerase II. Gene Ontology annotation, cellular component: nucleus. The record is from RefSeq and is a predicted model, not a curated record. The transcript has 6 exons.
GGCCCUAUGACCACAACCUAGGACAUAGGGCUAUUUCCACUUCUCCCCUUGUAUUGCCUUGUAUAUUGUAUGCUUCUUUCCCCAAAACCUCUUUCAUCUUCACCGCCAUCAAUGCCCACCAUUUUUGUACGACCGGUGCAUGCCCACGGGCACAAACGAUACGUUUGGUUGCAUGCUGGUUCUGGCUAGCUCGAUUGAUUGCAGGCGUUUUCGUCCGUGGAGGCUAGUGCAGUCUUCGAAGUGAUGUAAAAGUUAUUUUACAGCAACACAGAUUGGACAUUGGCGCUACUUUAGCUCAUGUGUAAUUAGGAAGGCAAGGAAGUGGUCAUUUUGCAUCAUUUCUAGCUUAUUCAAGUCUGGUUACUGCAAGUUAGCUGAGAUCAUCUUUCUGCGCGCCUUCUGGACGGUGCCAGCUUCACGCCCUGCCAAAUCUAAUGCGACUAGACACACAUGUACAGAACCGUAAAACGAUGCCCAAGAAAUUUGGUACAAACACAAAAUCUGCGGAUGCAAGAGCAAAGAAAGAAGCCAAAAAGGAAGCUGAGAAAAGCCUAAAGGAGAGAGCCGCGGAAGAUGCUCUCUGGGCAGACGAUGACAAACACAUUACGCGGAAACAGCAGCGCAAGGAUGAACGAGAAAAAAAGAAAAGUGAGCUGUUUGAAAAGAAAGCUGCUUUGAAGCAGAUGUACGAUGAAGAAAUGAACAGUAUCAAGUCGGCAAAGGCACGGGUUGAGAAAGUCACUCGUGCGGACAUAGCAGCCAUGGCCGAGAAGCACAAACCAGCGAAAAAAGAAGAAGAGCUACUGCAUCAUGAAAAGCCCUUGGAAGAAAAUGUCAACCGUAUCGUUGUCGAAGGGGACGAGGCAAGAAGUGUCCAAGAUGCUAUUGCUAUACUCAGCACAAGUGACAUCGACCGACACCCUGAGCGUCGAGUGAAGGCUGCAUAUGAGGCAUACGAGUCGAGACGUCUCCCGGAGCUCAAGGCUGAGAAUCCAAACUUGCGACUUUCUCAGCUCAAACAUAUGAUCCGCAAGGACUGGCUCAAGUCCCCAGACAACCCCCUAAAUAACCUUUGAAAUAAUUGCCAGAAUAAAGGUUUGGAUGUUGGCACCUU